Aspergillus bombycis is the source of this 885-nucleotide messenger RNA. Its product is annotated as aflH/ adhA/ short chain alcohol dehydrogenase. The coding region runs from base 1 to 885 and encodes 294 amino acids. The transcript is spliced from 3 exons. Gene Ontology annotation, molecular function: oxidoreductase activity, acting on the CH-OH group of donors, NAD or NADP as acceptor. Lineage: Eukaryota; Fungi; Ascomycota; Eurotiomycetes; Eurotiales; Aspergillaceae. Gene Ontology annotation, cellular component: cytoplasm. The record is from RefSeq and is a predicted model, not a curated record.
AUGGAAGUUCUGGAUACGACCGUUGACCUGGGGACCCUACGGGGCAAAGGGGCCCUCAUCACUGGUGGUGCUUCCGGCAUCGGGUUGGCCACGGCGCGAGCAUGGGCAGCAGCUGAGACCGGGCAGAACAUCCUCGCGGGCCUAGUAGGCGGACACGUCCACUACGUCUGCUGCGAUGUGACCUCGUGGGAGAGUCAAAUAACAGCCUUCCAAGAGGCAAUUCAAUUCACCCCUUCGAAGGCCCUUGACAUUGUGGCUGCCUUUGCAGGCGUCUCCUUUACAGGUGGAAAUCAGGUUGACCACGUCUUGGCCGCUGGUGAUCCUCGACUGGACGUAAAUCCACCCCCCCCGGAUAUUCGCAACAUCCAGGUGAACUUGAUCGGCGUUUACUAUACCUCGUGGCUGGGUCUGUAUUACAUGCGCCUUUCCCCGACAGAUGAAGCCUCCAAUCCGUCAGCCAACAAGUCACUGAUCCUCAUGGGUUCCAUCGGAUCGUACAUGGACAGCCCCCAGGUCUCAACCUAUCCCGCCAGCAAGUUUGGCGUCCGGGGUUUGUUUCGCAGCACUCGUGCUCGCACGCAGGAGCUGGGAGUGCGCUGUAACCUUCUUGCGCCUUGGUUCAUCGACACACCGCUGAUUGCGCCUAUGAAGAACGCUAUGGCUGCUCGAGGAAUCGACAUGGCGCAGAGGUUGACGUUUGCGAGCGUCGACGCCUGCGUGGAGGCAGCCAAUGCUUGCGCUGCUAAUUCCCAGCUGCACGGUCGGGCACUCGCUAUCCAGCCCGAGGGAAUCUUUGACCUUAAGGAUGACCUGGAGGAUGGUUGGGGAGGUGAUCAACUACGGCCAAUUAUGCAGCGCCGACGGGAAGCAGGUUUUGAUGCUUGA